UGUUCACUGCUAGCAUGUGUUAAGCCUGAUCUUCACUCAAAAUCAUCAGUUUUUAUAAAUUUAUGAGGAGCUGCCAGCUCGAUCACAGGUAGUAUUAAUUUUGGGAGGGCUACAAGGAGAAUCAUGCAAGAAGAAGUCACGAAUUGAAAGUGAAAGCGAUUACCGCCAUUGUUUUUCUUGCUCAUCUAUGAUUACUUUUCUGCGUUUAAUAAGCUUAAGUACCUACUUGACGUUAAUUAUUUCAAAACCUGAUACUUGCUUAUCUUCCUCAACAGCUUUUCUCCUGUAAUGGUGUAGUUUAUCGAGCUGAUGACUCCCUGUCUACAUAUAUAUAAACUUACUUGUGCGUCUGUUUAUACGCGCGUGACAACGUUCGCAAAACGGUCUUGGUUGGUAGAAUUUCCUGGAACCGAUGAAAGACAAAGUGUUCCAUGAUAGCUCACAAAGUGACGAAAAUAACGAAGUCGGCAACAGAGGUUCUUCAUCAACAGUUCCUCCUUUUAUCCCAGCUGGUAAGUCUCGCAAGAGGCAUCUUCCUGAUUAGUUGCAAAAAAAAAAAAAUUAUAGCAACUGAUCAUAGCUUAAAGUUAAAAAACUCUAUGUGGUGACCUGUUGCUUUGAUUUGUUUUUUUUCCUUUGAGAAAAAAAAAACCUUGCUUCUUCACAACUCAAUGGAGACUAGUAACAGUUAGAAGACAGUGUCUAUUAAGCUUCAAUACUUGUGAAAUUUAAACCGUUUUUUCAUAAUUAAAUUGUAAUCUACAGUAAUGUAUAAUCUGAACACUAACAAUUUAAUUGUCUACACUCUCUUAGACUUGAAAUUGUUUGACAAGGAGUUUCGAUCAACACAGCUGGUCUUCAGUUAUCAAGGUGGAAAAAAGGUUAGUGAGUUAUUACCCCCCAUAUGGUAUUCUUUAACUGUUUACUGUUACAUUUAUUAUACCAAUCCACUAAACAUGUUAUGUCAAUGGAGAGGAAGGGUCUUACAGUGUAUGUGGAAUAAGGCCCUAAGUGAUUGCUGAUCUAAUAUCGGCAACAAAACUGUUGGGACAUCAGUGUACUCAAAUAGGGUAACUAAAGAGAACAAAAGAAUCCGCAACUAUUUUGUUUUCUGUCUUUUUUACUUUCGGUGUGCCUUGUUUUGAUAAAGGAAAGAAUAAGAAAUUUUGUGGGACACACCACAUUGCAUGAUGUCAAGGCAUGUUAAGUGUGACAUGAAAUGUCACAUUGCACUGAAAAUAAUGAAAUAGCCAUAUUCUAAUAAUGUUUUAAAAUAGGCAUGAUUACAUCAAUCAUAACAAAAAAAAGGGCCACCAAGGGUUUUAUAUCCCAGCAAUAAUAAAUGAGUUGAAUUAGUUUUCUUUAGCAUGUAUGGUCAUUUUGCAAUUCAGACAAUCGGUGACAAAAUUGUUGAGAUACGUACUCAAAUAGGGUAACUACAGAGAACAAAAGAAUCCACACCCCUCUCCCCUCCCCUUCAUUCAAAGUUGGGGUGUUUGUUGUUUUCUAUAGGUAGCUUGAACAGCAGCACAGUGUUGCAUGGAGGGGAUGGGAGAGGAAAAGCUGUAUUUUCCCCUCUGGAAGUCAGUAAAGCGUCAGAAAGCCCCUUUAGAGUGAACUGUCGGAACUAAUUUUGUCACCGAUUGUAGCAUCACAUUCUUUCUUUUCUACAUUGUAUAUGCUUCAUAACCAUACAUGAUGCAGAUUGGUAGGAGAAUUUACCAGUUAAUCAGUUCAAAAAGUUACUUUGAGCUUUGUUCCAAGCACUCCUUCAAUUAUGUGUUUAACCUUACUGACUUGUGCAUGUGGUAAAAGAUUCUUCAUGCUGGUCUAACUGUACAAUAUGGACUGGUACCCUAGUUAGCUUCUGACAGUCUUCAGCCACUUGAAACUAAAUUGCAUUUCAUUUGCCUUAGGUUCCAAAGCUCAGGGAGCCUAGGAAUUUGUAUGCGUUUUGCAAGGAAAAGGGGCUACAGUCUUCACCAAGAUGGUAAGAUUCAAAAAUGACUGCAAGAAGAAAAGUUAAGCACUCUUUAUUGACUCUGGCCACACUAUUUACUAUAUGUACAUGGAUAAAACUGUACACAAGACUGUUACUCACAGUUGUGCCUCUCUCAGCAAACUUGUACUGUACGCUAUAACUGCAGCCUUCUCUCAUCACUUCUCUGAAGGACAUUUUAGCAAUGAGCGAUGAUGUAGAUUUAUUUGUGUGUCUCUUUUUCACAUAUGCAUGGUUUGUAAACAGUUAUAAACAGGAUAAUAAUUUACAGCCUCAAUGACAAACCUCUCAGUUCCACCCUUGUCAAGGUCAAUCCCACUCUUUUUUCCCAAUCCCAUCCACCUCUUCCUUUUACUGUCAUCACAUAUCAGAACAGUGUCCACUACAUGUACAUGUAUAUACCCUUCAGUCAAUCUUUUCUAGAAUAAAUACCUUACAAACUGGCAAGUGCUAUCUGUAGGUUUUCACCUCAUGUUGUUAUACUGUCAAAGGAAAGGAAUGAAGAAAGGCAGGGCCGGCCGGACCAUCUGUUUUUGUGAGGUGCCCAUAAACAGAAAGUUUUCUUAAUAAUAAAUAGCUGUAGGUUCUACCUAACAACUUCCUCUAUGUAACCGUCUCUGCUUGUACAUUGUACAUGUAUACAGAACUGUGUUGCUUUGUUUAAUACUAGUCUUGUGCAUGUACUACCUGUUACUGCGCAGGCAUCAGAAUUAUACUGUGCUGAAGUUUGUCUGUUUACACCAAUUUUCAGGCCAGCACAGAUGAAAAUUUUGCCUGUUCGUCCCAAACACAUCCACUAUGUACCAAGAAAUCCUGAACCUUUUGUCAAGCAAGGUUAGCAAAUAGAUUAAUAAUAAUUAAUGAAAUCAAUUUUGACAAGCAUCCAUCUACUACAUGUGCAUCCUAGAUCAACUUAGACUUUGGAAGUGCAAAUUUUUAGGAAAGGGAGAAACCAGUCAGUGCCUGGAGAAAGACAUGUCAUGCAGAACCAGGUUGAGAACCAUCUCAGAACCAACAACAAAUUUAAUCCACGUAACAGUUGUGUCACCUUUGGGCACUGAACCCAGGACACAAAACAUAGAACUAGGCAAACACCGUCACUAGUGAGCUCCAUUUCAGUAACCCUCACUCACCAGUUCAUUUCUGUCUGUUAAUGAAAAGAAAAUGCUCUAUUAAGUAGGGCCCACCAGCGUGCAAAGAAAGUAGUGUCCAAUAGCCCGGAGCUAGUGGAUUUUGCUAUUGGGCUAGUGAAUUCUGUUUUUCACUUGCCCAAUGGGCAAUGGGCAACUGAUGUUUUUUUGAGGAAUUCAAAUAACGUGGAAUAACUGUGAAAUCGGUUCUGCUAGUCAAAAAGUUUUUGCAGCUAGUUGAAGUGACGUCUGGGCUAGUAAAUACUAGCUUCAGCUUCCCUGAAUGGCAAGCUGUAAAUAAAAAUGAUUUUCUUUGCACCCUGGCCCAGUCUCUGACUGUCCAACCAUGAGUAUUUUAAUUUUUGGGAAACCUACCAUGAACUUGCUUGUGUACUCUGCAUGCCGUUGUGUUGAAACGUUUGAAACAAUAAUUGAUGUAUAUUUGAUGCUAGGGUUCUUGUUUUCAAGGACAUAUGUGAAACAUUGUUUUAUAACAGUGUGGAGUCAAAUGACUGAGGUCAUUUUGUGUUAAAUGGAAUACCAAAUUGUCAAUUCACGUAGUUAUCAUUUUUUGAAACAGUGUAUUUUGUCUCUGUUAUUGCAGAGAAGACAUUAGAUGAUGUCAAUCUUACCAAGCUACCUUCUGAUGAAGGAACAGUGGUGUACAAUAAUGAGCCUGGACCUGAGAAAUAUGUAAGUGCAACACAUUAUUUCCAAGUUAUACUGUAGUGCAGUUAUGUAGUGUGACAACCAGUGUGGCUUGAUGAGCUGCCAAAUUCAUUAGUAGUUACAGUGUAUGCCUGGAGAACGUUUCCUUGAGAAGAUAAUUUGGAGCUUAAUCAACCACAGCGACAAGGACAACAACAACAAUAAUUGAUAAUUAGUUUUAUGAGCAAAAUAACAGCUCUGCACAUGCAUCAUGCUUUCUAGUGCAUGUUGCAUUUCUUUGAUGUCCAUUGCACGUUGGCGUGAAAUCUCCUAACGCAACGUUCUAUGGGGGACGCGAACAUAUGAAGCUCCAUAAAGUCCUUAAGAAUUUAAGUCCAGGAGAAAUUGCCUACAUUUGACAAAUUUAGUAGUUUCAAAUAAACACGACAAAGUUUAAGAGGAUGCAAACUAAUUAAUUUUUUUUUCAACGAGGUUUUUAUUACUGUUAUUGUCAUUGCUAAAGCUCUCCAUUAUUGUAAUGCAUUAUUACUGCGUUAAUUUUUUCAUUUGUGGCGAUUAAUUUUCAGUUUGUCAGGUCUCGUGUUGGUGGCAGUCAGAUUUUGAACAAACCCUUUUAUAAGUUAACAACACCUGAUGACCAUACUCUGCUUUUUGAGUCCCGAUUUGAGUGCGGGAAUCUCUUGAGGGCAAUAAAAGUGUGAGUAAUUGUAACAUGUUGUGUAAAUUUUAAUUCGUGAUGUUGUGCUAUAAACAGGUCUCUUAUUUAAUUACCCACAGCCUUACAUGUAUAUAAAUGUACAAUGUAUGUUCACACAAAACAUGAGAAAAGGUUGACAGCCUUAUGAUUUCAUUGUCUACAUGUAUUUGAGUGGUCAUUGGGGUAGGGAGACGGGGUUGGAGGGUUAGGGUUAGGGUUAGAGCUGUUUUCUCAGGCUACUAAUGGGAGAUGUACGCAGUAACUUAAGUUUUUCCUUUACUUGUCGUUUACUGUUCAUCAUUCCCCCCACUCAGAAAUCAGUAAUGUUAUGUCAUUUUUAUCCAUAAUUAAUUGUUUUGAGCUGUUUUUCUGUACUCAUUUUCUAUUUUGAGAAUUCCUCACCAUAAAUCUGACGUUUGUUGUUUGCAGUAAACGGGACUCUAAAUCUUUCUAUAAUGCCUUUUUGUGUGAUUUUGGAUUUGAAAGAAAGGAAAUAAAAAUUAAUAUGGACCAAGAAGGAUAAAGUCGAACUACAACUUAUGCAGCAAAUUUACACGACCCAUCGUGGCAGGAUUCAUAACCCAGUCGGUAGAGCGCUUGACUGCAGAGCAGGAGGUGGUGGGUUCGAUUUCCCGAACCGGAACAAUACUCAGGGUCUUAUUGAAGACGUUAAAAUAGUGACCUCAAUUAGUGCUUUUAUGCAAAAUACAUUGACACUCAAAAUAAGUGCUUUUGUUGUAAAAUUACCAACAUUGUUUUGUUCGAUUGAUCUUUUAGAAAUGAUCAUGAAUACCAGCUGUGGCUGAGAAAUGAUUUAUACACCAAUAAACACACACAGUGGUAUUACUUCAGAUUACAGAACGCCAGGCCUGACAUCAAGUACCAGUUCACCAUCAUGAACCUACUUAAGGUGAGAGAGGAGGCUGGGAAAAAGGACACGUUUAUUUAAUUAUUGUUCGUUGCUUGUUUUUUGAGGUGUGAGAAACUUCUGAUUCUGAUCGCUUGAUGUUGAAUGCAAUGGGCCCUUCCACGAUUUUUAACAUGGACCAGGAAGUGAAACAAUGCUAGAAAGAUUUGUACAUUUGCCAAGUGUUAGGCUAACGAGGAUAUAGAUCCACAAAGUCACGAAAUUUUACAGGUUAUUCUAUGUUGGGGUAUAAACUUGCCUACCCCCCCAACUACCAUUGUCACGACCACCAUACAGACGUCCGUCGGGAGCCCAUGACUCAUAAGCGCCAGCCUCUGUGAAAAACGAAGAAUGAAAACGAGAAACCAUAAUACGGUUUGCAAUGAAAUUAUUGCCUACAAAUUUGCAAGUGAAAAAGGGAAACUUCAUUUUAUAUGAAUAUGAUGUAUUAACCCAGAUUUUGUUUCUCUUCUCAUACUGUAGUCUGGCAGUCUUUAUAAUGAAGGUAUGAGACCUUUGCUAUACUCAGAAAUAGACGCCGCAACCAAGAAAAUCGGCUGGGUCCGAACUGGAGAAAACAUCAAGUACUACAAAAAUGGCGUCAGGUAUAGUACAGAAGAUCUGUUCUUGAGCUGCUGUAGGCUAACCAGUUUUCUUAAGGUAAACGUCCUGCACAAAUCGGGCCGUGUGGAUCGAGAGUAGUAAAGGAAAAGUACUUACUAUGUAAUGAAAUCACGUUAUUUAAACCAACCCCUAUUUUUCUAUAUGACAAUAGCGAAUGAAGUUAGCGUCAGUGAUACAUGUAUUAAAAUGUAUGGAACAGGGCUUCCUUUGACAUAACGUACCUUUGAAACAUGCAAACGAUUUUUCCAGUCUUGGCACUGCGUUAUAGCCGAGUUCCACUACAGUUUCGUUGGUAGGAAAUCGUCGAAGAGCAUUUUCAGUCGGAUCUUCAUGAGUGAAAACUGAAGUAAUUGCGUCAGCCAAUCACAGUGCGAGUAGUCGUUCAAAUUUACCAAUCAGUGAAGCAAAAACAGCGGGCGAAAAGCGCGGGAAAACGCGUGUGAGCAAGUCAUGACGGUAUAAUGGGUUUAUUUUUCAUUAGUGGAAGGAAAUGGCGUGAUCUUUUGUUGAGCCAAUCACGUGCGAGCUGAUAGUAAAAUACGCCAAUCAAAUUUCGAAGAAAUGCUCAUAGGGCGGCCGAGUGCAAAGCGCUGAAAAAAUACGUGCACCCCGAAUUUGUUUUCCAUCCAAUCACAGAACACAGUAAUCCAAUGUUAAUUGCUUUGGACCUCACUAAAAUUUUUAACCACUUUUUCUUGUUGUCAUUGUAGACGUGAAGACACCACCAAAGAAAAGUAUCACUAUUCUCUGACCUGGACGUGUGACUUUCCAAAUGAGGACGAUACGUACUACUUUGCGCACUGUUAUCCCUACACCUACUCAGAUUUACAGGUUUGUCUUCUGAAUUCAAAAUCCUUUACUCUUAAAUUUCUAAUAUAUGGAUUUAGCCAGGGCUAAAAGCGAAGCUCUGGUUAAUAAUACGUGUAAAAAAAAAAAAAAUUAAUCGUGCAAUGCUAAACGGGGACGACAAUGAAAAUGGCUUCAAGACUAAUAGAUCUAAUUAGCAAAAAAAAAAAAAAAAAUUGCACGUGCAGCACACUUUUUCUACUAUAUCAACAAAAACCAAAUUUGCACGUGCAGCACGCUUUGCUUUGCACGACAACAACGCUGUUUUGUACGACCAAAACUUCAAACUUCCUAGUUACACAUUAUUUUUAUGGAGGAAUUGUCGUGUGUGCUUACCCAAUAUUUUCUUUCCUGUGUUCGCUUUUAUUUUUCACUGCCGCUGAUUUUCACCUUGUUGGCUGCUAGCAUUUCUCGUUUUUUCACCGCCGCUUUGAAUUUCCAUGUUUUUCUUCUUACGAAAUUCGUCUCCUUUGUUUUGUCAAUCACUCGCUCUAGCUCUUUCUCUGUUAUCCACGUUAGUGUAAACAUAAAAAAUAACGCCGACAAAGAUACGACUUUGUUGUUGUUUUUUCUUUCUAAAAGUCCCGGCGGCCAUGUGAUUUCCUUCCAAAUAAAACCUUGAGUUGCAUUUGGGUUGCCAUACCUGUUGAUUGAGUUAUUUUACAUUGGUAUGCCUGUGGUGCGGACGGACGGGCGGUCGGUCGGUCGGUCGGUGUACGGUACUGUGAACAAUUUCAAUAAAGCAUAUAGGGUAGACUAGAAAAGCCCUUUUUUUUGCUCAAAUUAACCCGCUAAGAAUGAGAUCUGGAGGUCCAAUGAUUUCUUAAACCGCGGCCUAAGUUAGACUUCGUUUGAAUAACGGACGGCGACGGCUACGAGAACUUCAGAAUAGCAAGCGAUAUCUUUAAUGAGCAAAACAACAACUUUGCACAUGGAGCACACUUUUUUUGUACAUUUCUCUGCGUCAGUGUACGACCACGACGUGAUGCCUAAUUUCACGCUCUUAAGGAGGACGUAAACGAGCGACUACGAAAAAUUUUUUUCUGUUUCGGAACUUGGAUAUGGUUCUGAGGAUUUCAACUAUAUGGGAGUUCGCCUACAUUUAACAAAGUUACUUGAGUAGGACUAAUCGCGGUCAGAAAUGAAAGAGCUGCCGAGGUCGUGGUUGGAAGACGAUACUGACUAACUCUAGGUGUCCGCCUUGUAGUACUGUUGGACAUUAAAGAAAAGGAAUGCAGAAUGACAACAUCGCUAUUCAACUCGUUUUGCAGCAAUGUUGCAAAACAAGUUGCAUGUUUUUUGUUGCCGGUUUUUCUGUACCUUAAGCUCGUGCAAAGACGGCCGGUAUCGUGAAUAAGGUCUUUUCAAGUCGCUCCUCACUAUCUGAAUGGCUUUAAAAAAACCUUUCAGCCUAACGUAGUUGAUGUAGGAAAUGGUAAGCAUGUUGUACAUUGCAACCAGUUUCCACCGAUAUUUGACCCUCCAUACAUGGAUACAUAAGCUCUUUUCCUUACGAUACUUGUACCUUUUCUGUUUGUUUUGCAAGGAAUAUCUUCAAAACUUGAGGAAUGACCCCGUGCGAUCGAGAAUUUGCAAACAGAGGGUGUUAUGUCGCACUCUUGCUGGGAACUUUGUUUAUAUUCUUACAGUGACGAAUCCCUCGAGAAGGCCAGCUGAUGCCGAGGUUUGUAAAAUAACUCGUCAUAACGUUUUUUUGUGUAAGGCAAAUAAUGGAAAAUUAGUAUCUGUAAUCAAAUGGUGACGAGUGAAAUUAGGGAAUAAUUUCACGAGUAUACCGUUAUUCCCUAAUUUCACGAGUAUACCAUUUGAUUACCUAUUAGUAUCAUGGGUGACGAAUUAACGCUGUUAUACUACAACAUUAGAAAUUUCUGCAAUUUGAUUGGCUUAGAAGAGUGGUAUUUCAGCUUAAUUUCAAAUACCUACAUGUGAAAAUUACAAACCUUUUGCGGGUAGUAGUAUAAACAAAUAAUAGCAUGAUUUGUACGUGAUAUUUGGCAUAAAUACCACGAGUGAUAUUUCAACAUUGUCUCAAAUUUAACUCGCCUAACGGCUCGUGAAAUUACGUAUAACAAUUUUGAAAUAUCACUCGUAGUAUUUAUGCCAAAUAUCACUACAAAUCAUCCUAUUACCUAUACAAAUUUCGCGCCAAAAUCGAGGAGUACUUCGUCACCCAUGAUGUUAUGGUUGUAAUUAAUAAUCUCACAUCUGAAAUUACAGAAUUGCCAUGGAAGCCUUCCGUACACGUGUCUUAGUGCCAAGAUGGCGACGAAGUUUAAAAAUGUUAUGAAUGAAGAUGUUAGGGAUCAAAAUACGCUUUAGAAAAUCUAAACAAACGAAAAAGUACACCAAGAAAACCUCAAAACGUACCUGAAACGUUGUCAUAAUCAGCAUUAGCAUCAUCAUUAUCAUCAUCACUACUGCCACCACCAUCACCACCGCCAUCAUCAAUAUCAAUCAUCAUCAUCAUCAUCAUCAUCAUCAUCAUCAUCAUCAUCAUCAUCAUCAUCAUCAUCAUCAUCAUCAUCGUGAGACCUUUGCUUUACUUAGAGCUAGACGCCGCACCUAAAAAAAUCAGCUGGGUCCGACCUGGGGAAAACAUCAAGUACUCUAAAAUGGCAUCAGGUAUUAAGCAGAAGCUUUUGUAGCAAACCAGUUUUUUUUUUGUAAGAUGAAAGCCAAAUCAUGCCGUUUGAACCAAGGGUAGAAAAGAAAAAGUACUUUCAACGAAACCCCAUUAUUUAACCGUGGAGGGCUGGGUACGAGUCUGUUUAUUAUGGGAUAAACAACACGAGACCCACGUAGUGAGAAAGGGCACGUUGGGGUUAGGAAAACAUCAAGUACUCUAAAAUGGCAUCAGGUAUUAAGCAGAAGCUUUUGUAGGCAAACCAGUUUUUUUUGUAAGAUGAAAGCCAAAUCAUGCCGUUUGAACCAAGGGUAGAAAAGAAAAAGUACUUUCAACGAAACCCCAUUAUUUAACCGUGGAGGGCUGGGUACGAGUCUGUUUAUUAUGGGAUAAACAACACGAGACCCACGUAGUGAGAAAGGGCACGUUGGGGUUAGGAACAUUCUUAAGUUUGGCGUUGAUUGGGCCUGUAUUGAACAAGAUACAUACAUUAAAAAACUCCAAAAUUUACUAAGAAAUGUAUAGACGUCCGGACGGUGUGUCCGGCAAUCCAUAUAUCUCUUAUAAAUUUUCAAGAUUUUAAAUAGCUGCGUCUUGUUCAAUAGUGGCCCGAUUGACACCAAAGUUGGGAUUUUUCUUAAACUCAAUGUUCUCUUUCUGACUAUGUGUCUCUUGUUGUUUAUCCCACAACAAACGGACUUGAACCCAGCUCUCUUGGGAAUGGAAUUAGGCAAUGCAUAUGUUAGGUUACAGUCCACGUUCAAUUAAACCCACUGUACAUGUGGUAUUAAUUAUGUGUUUGUUUGACAGGCCAAACAUGGUGUGGUGGUGACGGCACGGGUUCACCCGGGAGAAACAAACUCAAGUUGGAUGAUGAAAGGACUUUUAGAUUAUCUCACAAGCAAUGCUGCUGAUGCUAAGGUUCCAUAAGACUGUUGACUGUUUUGUGUUUGUUUAACAGCUGGUAUAAGGUGAUUUAGCAUAGGAUUGUCUGAAACAAUUAAGGCUGAUCAUGGCGAGGUUGAUUACAUAAACUGCAACUGCUUUCUUGUACACUCGAUAUCAGCCAAAAUGUCAGUAUUUCUCGCAAAGUUCACCUAUAACCUAGACUACGAGCGUUCUCUCUUUUCUUAGUCUGUCGAGCGGAACGUGCGAGACACGAAAAUGACCACGCGUGUGACUAAAGGCGCGAGACGGGAGAGGCUUCGCCGCUCGACGCUCGCGCGCUCGUGCACUCCCCUCUUUAAAUCUGAAGAAAAAUAGAGACUGCUUGCAGUCUACCUAUAACCAGGCCAUUCAAACGUAUCCCUUAUAGGUCGAUUCAUUUUCAGCAUACUCGCAUAUCCGUUGAAAUGUUUCAUUGUUUUCCGGCUUAAAAACAGUAAAAAUUCCCAAGAGGCCAAGGAGACGGCCAUACGCAUACAGCUAUUUCGAGAAAGGUUGUCGGAAAAAGUGCACGCGACAAACCCGAAAGGUAUUGUGGGUGCUUUUGAGUGCACUGGUCCUCAAAGAAAUUUGAAAGAAUGGCACGGGAGGCCACGGACAUAUGUUUGCGAGUGCUAAAGGAAAGCAACAAAAGUAGGUUCGACAGCGACAGUCGUUAGGAGCAGUGUAAUGAUCAUAUCCCAUAUUACCUUUCAUAUCCCAUAUUACCUUUCGUGUGUACAUUUUUUCCGACAACCUUUCUUGAAAUCAUGCGAAAUAGCUGUAUGCUUCAAAUUAAUCCACCCUAAAAGCAAAGGACGUAAACAAGUGCCGACGACAUUUGGAACUUUGAAGAGUUCAACUCAAAAGACUCCAUAAGAAAUUGGAAUUGGAAUCAAUGUGGUCUUUUCUCUCUUGUUUGCAGCUUCUACGAGACACGUUCAUUUUCAAGAUUGUUCCCAUGCUGAACCCAGAUGGAGUCAUUGUUGGAAACUAUCGCUGUUCAUUGGCUGGCAGAGAUCUGAACAGGAACUAUAAGACGGUUUUGAAAGAUUCUUUUCCUCCAAUAUGGCACGUGAGGAGCAUGGUUCGAAAGUGAGUAUGUUCUUCGUCUGUAGUGAACUUUACUUGAAUGCUUGGGACUUUCAGUACAGUCUAAAAUCUACGUAAUUGUGCAUUUUUUUGGCAGGUUGUUAGAGGAACGAGACAUAACUUUGUACUGUGAUCUUCAUGGGCAUAGUCGUAAACAGAAUGUGUUUAUAUAUGGCUGUGAAAAUAGGUUUGAUCCCCAAAAGACUCAGGGAGAGAAUUUUUCCUGUAAUGAUUUCGAAAAAUGCGCCAACCAAGGUAAAUUUUGUUGCAGGUGUGAUAUACUUAUGUAAAAUCAGCCUUGUUUUGUUGUUGUUGCUUUGUUUGUCCUUUUCUGCUCGUCUUGUAGUUGUAACCUGAAUUUACUUUUUUUCUUUCACCGUAGUUCUCAUUCAAAAGCUGCAAAUUUAAGGUCCAAAAAGCAAG
This is a messenger RNA of Porites lobata, 11955 nucleotides long. The record is from the annotation of a GenBank genome assembly. Lineage: Eukaryota; Metazoa; Cnidaria; Anthozoa; Scleractinia; Poritidae.